UGGAGUGAGGAUGAAGGUGCUGGUGGUGUUUCUGCUGGCAGCGCUGGGCUGCAGUCUGGCUGAGGGGUGGCUGGUGUCCAAAUGUGACCUGAGGGACCAGCUGGUGAAGGCCAUCGGUGACCUGACGGAGAUGGAAAAGCAGAAAGGACUGACCGGAGAGAACUUGGUGGCCAAGAUCGUCUGUCACGUGGAGCUGGCAUCAGGUUUUAACACCAGCGCAGUGAAUGAGCUGAUCCCCGGGCUGGAAGACCACCACCACAGGUCCAGGAGGGGCGCUCGUAACCAGGGCCAUGGGGGCAAAUCCAGUUCCGACAGCGAGGAGCAACAGCACACCAGGCAGCCUCCGUCGCACACCCGGCCUCCACCUCACGAGGAAAUCUGGACAUUAUAUGGCCUUUUCCAGCUCAGCGACCACCUGGUCUGCAGCGACGGCACGACUUCGUCACCCAACAUCUGUGGGAUAAACUGCAGCAACUUGAUUGAUGACGACAUCCGUGAUGACAUCAGCUGCGUGCUGAAGAUCUUGACCAAUCUUGUUGAGAAAGGCUUCGGGGCGGCCAACUGGGAGGAGCUGAAAAGAAUGAUCAGGUUCAUCUUCCAGGAAGCGUGCAGAGAUAAGCAAGCCUCCGAUUACUUUGCUGAAUGCCCAUAACCUACAUUCAUUCAGUGCCAUAACAAUCACUUGAGAAGUUGAUCCUCUCUCAAAUGAUUCGAGGUCAUAAUAAAGUGAAGCAUGUUCCACUCGUAGAGUUUUUGUCUUAAAUCCAGAAUAAUAUUUGCCCCUGGUGGAGUCACCAGGACCUUACUAU
Molecule: messenger RNA, 809 nt
Organism: Toxotes jaculatrix (banded archerfish)
Lineage: Eukaryota; Metazoa; Chordata; Actinopteri; Toxotidae
Product: lysozyme C-like
Exons: 5
Coding region: 11-652 (213 amino acids)
Source: RefSeq, a predicted model, not a curated record